AUGGAGGCGCUACGACCCGGACUUCCAGCCAGCCUUUUUCAGGCACCUCAUUGUCCUGGCCUUGGAACUGUUGGGAAGCCAAUCCGUCUUCUAGCCAAUCAUUUUCAGGUUCAGAUUCCAAAAAUAGAUGUCUAUCACUAUGACGUGGAUAUCAAACCAGAAAAACGGCCUCGUAGAGUUAACAGGGAGGUGGUAGAUACAAUGGUAAGACACUUUAAAAUGCAGAUAUUUGGUGAUCGGCAGCCGGGCUAUGAUGGCAAAAGAAACAUGUAUACGGCUCACCCACUGCCUAUUGGACGGGAUCGGGUGGAUAUGGAGGUGACUCUUCCUGGUGAGGGCAAAGACCAGACCUUUAAAGUUUCAAUUCAGUGGGUAUCUAUAGUAAGUCUUCAGCUACUUUUGGAAGCAUUGGCUGGGCAUUUGAAUGAAGUACCUGAAGAUUCUGUACAGGCACUAGAUGUAAUCACAAGGCAUCUGCCUUCUAUGAGGUAUACGCCUGUUGGCCGUUCGUUCUUCUCUCCUCCUGAAGGUUACUACCACCCUCUGGGAGGGGGAAGGGAAGUUUGGUUUGGCUUCCACCAGUCUGUGAGACCUGCUUUGUGGAAUAUGAUGCUGAAUAUUGACGUAUCUGCUACUGCUUUCUACCGUGCCCAGCCUAUUAUUGAGUUCAUGUGUGAGGUUUUAGACAUUCAAAACAUCAAUGAACAAACAAAACCUCUUACAGACUCCCAGCGUGUCAAGUUUACCAAAGAAAUCAGAGGUCUUAAAGUCGAGGUUACCCACUGCGGACAGAUGAAACGAAAAUAUCGAGUUUGUAAUGUAACUAGACGACCUGCCAGCCAUCAAACUUUUCCUCUACAGCUGGAAAAUGGUCAGGCCAUGGAAUGUACAGUAGCCCAGUAUUUUAAACAGAAGUAUAGUCUGCAGCUGAAAUAUACCCAUCUUCCUUGUCUCCAAGUGGGACAAGAACAAAAGCACACUUAUCUUCCUCUUGAGGUCUGUAAUAUUGCAGCGGGACAGCGAUGUAUCAAGAAAUUAACUGACAAUCAAACAUCAACCAUGAUCAAAGCGACUGCAAGAUCUGCUCCUGACAGACAGGAGGAAAUCAGCAGACUAGUGAAAAGUAACAGCAUGGUGGGUGGACCUGAUCCAUACCUAAAGGAAUUUGGUAUUUUUGUUCACAAUGAAAUGACAGAGUUAACAGGCAGAGUGUUGCCAGCACCAAUGCUACAAUAUGGAGGCAGGAAUAAAACAGUAGCUACGCCAAACCAAGGUGUAUGGGAUAUGCGAGGAAAACAGUUUUAUGCUGGCAUUGAGAUUAAAGUGUGGGCUGUUGCUUGUUUUGCUCCUCAGAAACAAUGCAGGGAAGAUCUGUUAAAGAGUUUCACAGAUCAGCUCCGGAAGAUUUCUAAGGAUGCUGGGAUGCCCAUUCAAGGUCAGCCAUGUUUUUGCAAGUAUGCACAGGGAGCAGAUAGUGUGGAACCCAUGUUUAAACAUCUGAAGAUGACUUAUGUUGGUCUGCAGCUGAUAGUCGUGAUCUUACCUGGGAAGACACCAGUGUAUGCGGAGGUGAAACGUGUUGGUGAUACCCUCUUAGGAAUGGCCACUCAAUGUGUUCAGGUGAAAAAUGUAGUAAAGACUUCUCCCCAGACUCUCUCUAAUCUCUGCCUGAAGAUAAAUGCAAAACUUGGUGGAAUUAACAAUGUCCUUGUACCCCAUCAAAGGCCUUCAGUGUUCCAGCAACCUGUCAUCUUUUUGGGAGCAGAUGUUACUCACCCUCCUGCUGGAGAUGGGAAGAAGCCUUCUAUUGCUGCAGUGGUUGGUAGCAUGGACGGACACCCUAGCCGAUACUGUGCUACAGUUCGAGUACAGACUUCCCGCCAGGAGACCUCCCAGGAGCUCCUGUUUAGCCAGGAAGUGAUCCAGGACUUGACUAAUAUGGUUCGAGAACUUCUAAUCCAGUUCUACAAAUCGACACGCUUCAAGCCCACCCGCAUCAUCUAUUAUCGUGGAGGGGUCUCCGAAGGACAAAUGAAGCAGGUAGCUUGGCCAGAAUUAAUAGCAAUUCGAAAGGCAUGUAUUAGCUUGGAAGAAGAUUACCGCCCAGGUAUAACAUACAUUGUUGUGCAGAAAAGGCAUCACACUCGACUCUUCUGUGCAGACAAAACAGAAAGGGUGGGGAAAAGUGGUAAUGUACCAGCAGGUACUACUGUGGACAGCACUAUCACACAUCCAUCUGAAUUUGACUUCUACCUCUGUAGUCAUGCAGGAAUUCAGGGAACCAGCCGCCCAUCCCAUUACCAGGUCUUAUGGGAUGACAACUGCUUUACUGCAGAUGAGCUUCAACUUCUGACUUACCAACUCUGUCAUACCUAUGUUCGAUGUACCCGCUCAGUCUCCAUUCCAGCCCCAGCUUACUAUGCCCGGUUGGUGGCUUUUAGAGCAAGAUAUCACCUGGUGGAUAAGGAUCAUGACAGUGCUGAGGGAAGUCACAUGUCAGGACAGAGCAAUGGCCGGGAUCCCCAGGCCCUGGCCAAGGCUGUCCAGAUCCACCAUGAUACCCAGCAUACAAUGUAUUUUGCCUGA
Messenger RNA from Gracilinanus agilis (Agile Gracile Mouse Opossum), 2586 nucleotides. Its product is annotated as protein argonaute-4-like. The record is from RefSeq and is a predicted model, not a curated record. Bases 1 to 2586 code for a protein of 861 amino acids. NCBI's taxonomy places the organism in Eukaryota, Metazoa, Chordata, Mammalia, Didelphimorphia, Didelphidae. The transcript has a single exon. Gene Ontology annotation, molecular function: RNA binding; protein binding.